Triticum turgidum subsp. durum (durum wheat) is the source of this 882-nucleotide messenger RNA. NCBI's taxonomy places the organism in Eukaryota, Viridiplantae, Streptophyta, Magnoliopsida, Poales, Poaceae. The record is from the annotation of a GenBank genome assembly.
AUGGCGCCCGCGGCAGCAUCCGCAUCGGCAUCGGCAUCGCUCGCCGCCACCGCCACCGCCCCGCACCACGCCCUCGCGCCCCCGCGCGCCUCCGUCUCGGUCGCCGCCGCCGGGAGGAACAGCGGCCUGUCCGUGUCGGUCGGCGUGCGCUCCGUUCCGGGGAUUUCUGUGGUUAAUUCGCAGCGGAGGAGGAUGGUCGCGGCGGCGGCGGCGACCGAGAUGGCGCCCGCGGCGAGGGGCGAGGGCGGGGGCAAGCCGUUCGUGGACGAGAUGAGGGCCGUCGCCAUGCGGCUGCACACCAAGGACCAGGCCAGGGAGGGGGAGAAGGAGCCCCAGGCGCCCCCCGUCGCCAGGUGGGAGCCCACCGUCGAGGGCUACCUGCGCUUCCUCGUCGACAGCAAGCUCGUCUUCCAGACGCUCGAGGACAUCGUCGACCGCGCCGCCGUCCCCUGGUGUGAUGCGGAGUUUAGGAAUACUGGGUUGGAGAGAUCCGAGCCACUGAAGAAAGAUCUGGAAUGGUUCACGGAACAGGGUCACACCAUUCCAGAACCAACUGCUGCUGGUACUGCAUAUGCUUCCUAUCUGGAAGAGUUGUCUGAGAAGGAUCCCCAAGCAUUUAUCUGCCACUUCUAUAAUGUGUACUUUGCUCAUACUGCUGGAGGCCGAAUGAUUGGCAAAAAGGUUGCCGAGAAGAUUCUGGACAAGAAAGAGCUGGAGUUCUACAAGUGGGAAGGUACCCUGUCCCAGCUGCUGCAGAAUGUCCGCAUCACACUAAACCAAGUUGCUUCUAGCUGGUCUCGGGAAGAGAAGGACCACUGCCUGGAGGAGACCGAGAAGUCGUUCGCCUACUCAGGAGAUCUCCUACGCCAGAUAUUCACCUGA